Ricinus communis (castor bean) is the source of this 1593-nucleotide messenger RNA. Its product is annotated as exopolygalacturonase clone GBGA483-like. Bases 117 to 1328 code for a protein of 403 amino acids. The record is from RefSeq and is a predicted model, not a curated record. Gene Ontology annotation, molecular function: polygalacturonase activity. Gene Ontology annotation, biological process: carbohydrate metabolic process. Lineage: Eukaryota; Viridiplantae; Streptophyta; Magnoliopsida; Malpighiales; Euphorbiaceae. The transcript has 4 exons.
CUUCAACUAAUUAAGCAAGUUUAAGCUUAAAAGAAGAUCAAGGAAGUAAAUUUUUUCAAAGAAAAAGGAAGAAAAGAAUAAAGUAAAAAGAAAAGAAAAGUUGUAAAGAAGCCAAGAUGGGUUCCAAACUGAUUGCAGGAGCUACGUGCCUUUUAUUCUUGUUGCUAUCAGUAAGUAAAGCACAAGGUGCAAUAUUUGGUACAAAAAAAUUUGAUGUAAAAAAAUAUGGAGCAAAGGCAGAUGGCAAAACAGAUGAUAGCCAGGCUAUAAAUAGUGCCUGGCAAGAUGCAUGUGAAUCCAAGAUCGCAAGCACGGUUGUGAUAGGAAAAGGGAAGUACAUGGUUGGUCCUGUGAAGUUUCAGGGUCCCUGCAAAAAUCCAAUAACUGUUAAAGUCCAAGGAAACAUCAAGGCUCCAGUGGACAUCGACCGAUUCCAGUUACAAGAUGGUUGGAUCGUUUUCAAAAAUAUUAAUGGAUUACAGGUUUUUGGAGGUGGAACAUUUGAUGGGCAAGGAUCUAUUCAUUGGUCCAAAUAUAAUUGUGUAAGGACCGGAAGAUGCAAAUCACUACCAAGUAACAUAAGAUUCACAUCUCUCAGCAACUCAGAGAUCCAAGAAAUAACCUCACUAAACAGCAAGUUUUACCACAUGACUGUUUUCAACUGCAACAAUAUUACCCUUGAAAAUGUUGUGAUCAAUGCACCAGAAACCAGCCUAAACACAGAUGGAAUUCACGUCGGUCGAUCGACUGAAGUGAAGAUCACUGGUGCCAAAAUCAAAACUGGGGAUGAAUGUGUCUCUAUUGGAGAAGGUAGCCAGCAAGUAGCCAUUGAGAGAGUGACCUGUGGACCUGGCCAUGGCAUUAGCAUUGGAAGUCUUGGCAGAUAUCACGACGAACAGCCAGUUGUUGGAGUUAAAGUAAGGAAUUGUAGACUUACAAGCACCACAAAUGGUAUCAGGAUUAAAACUUGGCCAGCUUCUCCGACCGGUAUUGCCUCGAAUUUGCAUUUUGAGGACAUAACUAUGAACAAUGUCAGCAAUCCAAUUCAUAUCAACCAACAAUACUGCCCUUAUAAUAAAUGUCAGGCAAAGAUUCCCUCGCGUGUCAAGAUCCACAGCGUCAGCUUCAAGAAUAUCCGGGGAACAUCUGCGACGAAACUUGCAGUGAAACUAAUAUGUAGCAAAGGCGUGCCCUGCCAGAAUGUGUCCCUUGGGAACAUUAAUCUGAAAUACAACGGAUCACAGGACAAAACUACGUCAGAAUGUGUUAAUGUGAAGCCCAGGAUCCUUGGGAAAAUGGUUCCACCUGGCUGUGUCACGUCUGUAUGAAAAAAAAAAAAGAAGUCCUCUAAGAUGCCAGUUAGUAACAUUUUUAAAGAGGCAAGGUUUAUGCUUUAUCUUGCAAAGGAGCGGUUUGGGAUUUGGGAAAGGUUCAUAGUUGCUUAGGAAAUUUAGAUAAUCUGAGAAUUUUGCUUUGUUUUAUUCUUUUCUGCUAUAUCCAUGAGGGAUAUACAAUAAAAGAUAAAAUAUGAGUUCUUUCGCCAAGUUCAGAAUUUGCUUCAGAGCUUAAUACAGAGCACACGAGUUUUAUUUU